AGUCACGAGUCAAUUUGACGCAUUCGGCGGAAACGGAAAAGACGAGAGAGCCAACAUGGCGGACAGGUUAACGCAGCUUCAGGAUGCUGUCAAUUCACUGGCUGACCAAUUCUGUAAUGCGAUUGGAGUUUUACAGCAGUGUGCACCACCUGCCUCCUUCAGUAACAUCCAGACAGCCAUCAACAAAGACCAGCCCUCCAACCCCACAGAAGAAUAUGCGCAGCUGUUUGCGGCACUCAUAGCACGAACGGCAAAAGAUGUUGACGUGUUGAUUGACUCUCUGCCAAGUGAAGAAUCUACAGCUGCACUGCAGGCAGCCAGUCUGAGACAGCUGGAGGAGGAGAACCAGGAAGCUGCAGCCCGUCUGGAGGAAGUAGUUUACAGAGGAGACCUCUUACUGGAAAAGAUCCAGUCAGCUCUAGCAGACAUCGCCCAGUCGCAGCUGCGCACUCGCAGUGGUGCUCCCAGUCAGGCAACAGCCCCAGAUUCCUGACAUUGACUGGCCCAAACCAAACACGGACUCUACCGUCUGUACACAGCAGGGAUUUUUAUAUACAUCAGAGGUGCCAGUGGCGGAAGACCUUGUAAUAAUUGUACAGUUUGUUUAUGGGCUGAAGAUGUUUCUGAUUUCAUACUACAUGGGAGAAUGAAGAAGCCACCCUGUCAUUAUUUUCUGUUUUCCAUCAGGAACAGACAUUCUGUGCAUAUUCUCCUCUGAAAAAUGAGCAGAACCGAGUUUUCAUUCAGCAUUUUAGGAUGGUCCGCUAAUGUGUUGAUGUGUAAAACAGUAAGUAUCAGAGAUUGAUAUAAGAUUCUUCUCAUCAACUGUUUGUCUAGAGUCUUGUAUUUCAUCGCAUGUGCUCAGUAUAUGAGUGCUGACAUUGUUUUCUAUCAGUGAAUGUUUAACACACAUCUGUCUGCUGGUAACAGUCAGGGACUGAGUGAGCCUGUUUUUUAUAUUAAAUUAUUUAGUUUGUUCUUGCCAUGAUCAUGCAUUGAUUCUGUACAUUUUGUUUUGAAAAAAAGUGUUCUAGCAAAUAAAAGUUGUGUAAAGUUAUCAAACUCUGGAUGGGGUCGCCUCUCUUAAACAUUGAUUUUGAUGAGUCAAGUCGCAGGUCUUUAACCCUGCUACUGCAGCUCCAAACACACUUGAACCAUCUAAUCAGGAUCACUUGAAAAUUACAGACGUGUACUGUAGCAUCAACAAAAGUUUUAAGAUACAGCUGAGCUUUGUGUCAUUUUUGAAAAAUAAUAAUUAGCUUUGUAAUGUGUAUAGGCUAUUUUGCAUUUAAAUCAAUUAUGAAUACUUUACUCUAUGGUUUAUUUAAGGAAGUAUUUCAUACCACAUUGACAAAGAACAUAUACAAAAUAAUAAUAACACUAAAAAAUUCAACCUAAAUAAAAUACAGUAAAAGGAACCAUUAAUAAAAGUACAAUUUCCCUUCCGAUGUUUUUUCUGUGCCGUAUAAAAGUCCGUUUACAGAAGUCGUGCCACUCGGCGGCAAUGUUUGUAAGUAACUGUUGGCAGUUACUUGCAUCAUAGCAAGUCAACAGUCCUAUCUCUUUGGUGGAAAGCAGAUAUUUCUAAAAUCGAUGGCAAAAAUCACAAUGAAAUAGCAUAUUUACGAUCAAUAAUUAAACCCGAUAUGGACUGUAUAACUUCGGUUUGCUAAGCUUAAAUUGCGUUAAAAAUGACCCUUUUCACUUAAGCUCCGCCCCAGAGAAUCGUCAGUCUUUAUCGACUGACGAUUGGAUCGUUCUACUGGAAGGCGGGGCUUUCUUCGCUAGAGCGGCCAUAUUCAGCGUUGCAUUUCUCUCCAUUCUUUGUGGCAAUAGCUUGUUUGACAUGCACCUUGCCUCGCCUGAAAAGAAGACGAGAGUAGGCGGCUGCAGUAAGGGGAGGAGUGAAAAGAGCGCAGGCAAGACGGACACUUCCCAAAUCGCGCUGUCGAGUCGAGUCGACUGGAAACGUCAGCAAAGGACUAGAUCGCGUUCACGUUUUUUAUCGCAUUUUUCUUGGGCCAACUGAGUUUAAAAGUGAGAAAUGUUCUAAAUCGUAUCUUAGACAAACUCUCAACCAUGUCAAGGCUGUACGAAAGAAUUUAGAUAUGGUCUUUGACAAACGAAUGCUUAAACUUAGAACCUCCGAUUUCAAGUUUCCAGUUCAUCCCCCCCAAAAAAAUACAUUUCAAAAUUGUAUGUGAUAUUUAUCCUUCUGGGGAGUUCCUAUAUUGUGUAAAUUCUGUAACUCUUUCCAUACAACAGACCCUAUUUUUUCAGAGCAUAUUUUUCUUUAAUUCCUGGACAAAGUGCAAUAAUUGUGGUUAAAUGAGUAAAAUGUUGUGAAUUUAACAUGUCGUUUAUAAAAAAUGUAAUAUGGAAACGGUGAAAAAGGUCAAACUUUUUAAAAAAUAUUAAUAAAUUACUUUUGUUAGCUAAGAAUUUAAUUCCCAAAUGUAUUUUUUUACAUUUAAGAAUUAUUUGGGACAAUAUUUAAAAAUGCUGUCAAAAGCAAAUAAUAAAAAGCUGGAGUUUUGUUAGACUUAUUCGAUAAUGUAAAUUAUAUUUCUUGUUUUGAAUUUAUUAAUAUGGAUGGAUUGAACAUUUCGAUUUUUUUUCUUUCUUUUUUGUCUUUGUUGUUUUGUUUGUAUUAUCUUUUAUUAUUUUUUAUCGUCUGUUUUUGAAUGUAAACUGUAUACCAUCUUGUUUUGUAAUAAUAAAAAAGCGCUUUUUAUCGCAGAUGAAAUCUAUGCAAUUGAAUUGCCAUUGCUUUUACAUCAA
Messenger RNA from Triplophysa rosa, 2781 nucleotides. RefSeq names its product mediator complex subunit 21 (gene med21). The record is from RefSeq and is a predicted model, not a curated record. Gene Ontology annotation, molecular function: transcription coregulator activity. Gene Ontology annotation, cellular component: mediator complex. Lineage: Eukaryota; Metazoa; Chordata; Actinopteri; Cypriniformes; Nemacheilidae. The transcript has 4 exons. Gene Ontology annotation, biological process: regulation of transcription by RNA polymerase II. The coding region runs from base 56 to 493 and encodes 145 amino acids.